This is a messenger RNA of Rhagoletis pomonella (apple maggot), 2259 nucleotides long. RefSeq lists its product as uncharacterized. The coding region runs from base 130 to 2259 and encodes 709 amino acids. NCBI's taxonomy places the organism in Eukaryota, Metazoa, Arthropoda, Insecta, Diptera, Tephritidae. The record is from RefSeq and is a predicted model, not a curated record. The transcript has 6 exons.
AUAGAAGCGACGGAAACUUCAGCAGAAGUUAAUUUAAAGGCUCUUGUACAUAUUACAUCCAAACACAUCUUAGAAGUUUGUGCAGACAAACACCCAGUGGGCAAACUUUCACUUAUAUGUAAAUGGGGAAUGGAUGGCAGUUCUGGCCACAGUCGAUAUAAGCAAAAAUUCUCCGCGGAAGACCUCUCAGAUGAAUUUAUUUUCGUAAUUGCUUUGUUACCACUUAAGCUCAUCGAUUCCUCAUCAGGUAAUGAAAUAUGGGUCAACCGAACUCCCUCUUCUACGCUGUUCUGUAGACCAGUGAAAUUCGUUUAUACGAAAGAAGGAAAGGCGGUAAUUCAUUCAGAAUAUAAUAAAAUAAUUCAGAUGAUUAAUGAUUUGGAAUGUGAUAUUUUUAAAAAUAAGAAGGGAAUUGCUGAAGUUUCCUACAUCAUGCAUUGCACUAUGAUUGACGGUGCAGUAGCUAAUGUUUUAACAAACACCAAUUCCUCAAGCAGAUGUUUCAUAUGUCAUGCAAGCCCAACAGAAAUGAAUAAUAUUGAACAAAACAAAAUACCAAAUCCAGAUCAUUAUAAAUUUGGGUUAUCAACCCUCCAUUGCUGGAUUCGAUUCUUUGAAUGUCUAUUACACAUAGCCUACCGUCUGCCUUUUAAGACAUGGCAAGUCAGAAUGGAAAAUAAGGCUAAAUUUAUUGAAACUAAAGCCCGUAUCCAAAAAGAGUUCAAAAUUAAAACAGGUUUGAUAAUUGACCAAGUCAAGCAAGGGUUUGGAACAACAAAUGAUGGAAACACAGUUAGUAAAAUACUUGAAGAACAUAGUGCGGAAGAAAUUACUUAUGCAGCACGGAAAGUAACAAAAAAUGAAACGAAGCCUGAUAACACUAUAAAGAAGUGUCUUGAACCCUUUGAAGCGCUGGCCUUGUGUUUAGAUUUAGAUUUAUCGGAAGAAAAAUAUAAUAGACUACGCAAAGUUGCUAACAAUAUACAUGCGGAUUUUUUCCCAAGCACGUAUGCGUUAAACCAAUUAAAACAAAUUUUAGUACCACAUAUAGAAGCGACGGAAACUUCAGCAGAAGUUAAUUUAAAGGCUCUUGUACAUAUUACAUCCAAACACAUCUUAGAAGUUUGUGCAGACAAACACCCAGUGGGCAAACUUUCACUUAUAUGUAAAUGGGGAAUGGAUGGCAGUUCUGGCCACAGUCGAUAUAAGCAAAAAUUCUCCGCGGAAGACCUCUCAGAUGAAUUUAUUUUCGUAAUUGCUUUGUUACCACUUAAGCUCAUCGAUUCCUCAUCAGGUAAUGAAAUAUGGGUCAACCGAACUCCCUCUUCUACGCUGUUCUGUAGACCAGUGAAAUUCGUUUAUACGAAAGAAGGAAAGGCGGUAAUUCAUUCAGAAUAUAAUAAAAUAAUUCAGAUGAUUAAUGAUUUGGAAUGUGAUAUUUUUAAAAAUAAGAAGGGAAUUGCUGAAGUUUCCUACAUCAUGCAUUGCACUAUGAUUGACGGUGCAGUAGCUAAUGUUUUAACAAACACCAAUUCCUCAAGCAGAUGUUUCAUAUGUCAUGCAAGCCCAACAGAAAUGAAUAAUAUUGAACAAAACAAAAUACCAAAUCCAGAUCAUUAUAAAUUUGGGUUAUCAACCCUCCAUUGCUGGAUUCGAUUCUUUGAAUGUCUAUUACACAUAGCCUACCGUCUGCCUUUUAAGACAUGGCAAGUCAGAAUGGAAAAUAAGGCUAAAUUUAUUGAAACUAAAGCCCGUAUCCAAAAAGAGUUCAAAAUUAAAACAGGUUUGAUAAUUGACCAAGUCAAGCAAGGGUUUGGAACAACAAAUGAUGGAAACACAGCUCGAACUGCAAUAAUAAAAAAGAAAUGGAAGCAAUUGAGAGACACAUUCCGAACUGAGCUGAAAAAGAUUCCACCUGAACGUUCAGGUGACCCAGGACCAGGCGGCUCUAAUGGAAACGCUUCACAGUGGCCAUAUUUUACGUCAAUGAUUUUCAUUAGAGAUCAGAUAAAAUGUCGAAAGUCGUCGGGGAAUCUGACUCAGCAAAAACCAUUGGAGGAAGGUAUUUAUAUUGAAGAUGAGGAUAACAACAAUGGUAUCGAUAUGGACAUUAAUAAAACACCGAAGGGUCAAGGAAGCAAGGAAAAUUAUAGCGUCGAAAACAGCAUGAGUACUUUUGAAGUAGAGACACCCAACACCUCACAAAGCGCACUCAGCUGUCGAAGCGAGGCCAAUGCCAACGCAACGCAACGUAUUUAA